AGUUGUGCCAUGACUCCUAGCAACAGUAAACCUUAUAACUGCAUACAGGGCAACAUAAAAGAUACUCCGGAUUGAGUUGUGUUUCCAUCCAUUUCAGUUUUAGUUAUUCCUAUGGAGCAUAUGAUUAAACGCCAGUUUGUUGAAGACCGAGCUACCAUAUUGGAUAAUCUACCAGUAGCAUGGAAUGUGGCAGAGCCUGGACCUUAUUACUGUGUUACCUUAAAGAUGUCCAGAAUUAAGGACCUUGCUUUUGAUUUUGAAUUUGGAUCUUCAGACUCCAGAGAUAAGUUUCCAGUUACAUUGUUCCCUGAAAAAAUCCUUAAGCUUGAUUUAUCUCUAAAUGAGUUGGUUGAAUUACAGCCUGACGGUUUACAUCACCUUGAAAACCUUAUGGAGCUCAAUGCUUCCUUCAAUCUCCUGCACAGUGUUCCUGGCCUCAGAGCUUUGCCUAAUCUCCUAGUUCUAGACCUCAGCUUCAAUGCAGUUUUUGAUAUGGAUGUGUUUAAGACCUGCAGCCAACUGACCACUUUGAUAUUGUCCUACAAUAAAAUUAGAAGCAUUAAGAAUCUGCCAACCCUUGCACACCUUACAAAGUUACAUUUGAACUCAAAUAAGUUGCGCUCUCUGGAUGGAAUUCAGAAUCUUCCCAAACUCCAUGAACUUUAUGUUCACAACAAUAAGAUCAGCAGUCUUCUUCCCCUCUCCACCUCACUGACACUCAACAUUCUUGAUGCAUCAAAUAACCAUAUCUGCUCCUUCUUGGAGAUGCUUCAAAUUCUAUGUGGACUUCGACGACUUACCCAACUUAGUUUGAAAGGAAACCCAAUGCCCCAUGAUAGCAGAUACACUUCGUUAAUCAAACAACAUACAUCUAUAUGUAUCUUGGAUAACACCAUAUUAAAAGAGGCUAUGGAUAUUGAAUUAUCUCCAGUUUAUCGUUCUUUACUCAGGCAAUCCAUGAACGCUCUUGAAGGAAAAGACUACAAAAAAGAAAGACUGCAGGAUAUCAUCAAGAAAUGUUUUGUUCUAAAACUAAAGAAUAAACAGGAUGCAGUAGAAAGUAUUAUCCAUCUUUUUCAUAAGAGAAUCCUAGAUCUACAGGAAGAAUUUAAGGAGUUUGAAGAUAAUCUCAAUGGGGAGAUGAAGAACUGUAAUAGAUACAUUGAUUCCAUUCCACAAGAAGAUUUAGACAGUAUUGACCCACAUAAGGUUCAGAGAGCUACAGAGCAGUAUUUAUUCACCAAGUUUUGGGAAAGGUGGGAACAUGGGAAGAGGAGGCCUGGAAAUCUGUCCUUCAUAGACAUAACAGAUUCUGAAGAGGUUGUCAAAGCUGCAGCCUUGUUGUUGUCGCAGACUCCAGGUGAGGCAACAGGAGAAGAAGGUUUAUAAUCAAGCGGCAGUGGCAAGAGGUUUGCUCCACCUCAUACAUCAUCUGUCCCAUGAAUUUAGGAGGAAGAAUGAAAUGGGAGUUAGACAUGGCAAUAUUUCUCUACUGAAGCAUAUGCUCAUCUGUUUUGCUACUUUAUAUGGAUAACCUGUAAUUAUUGACAAUUUACAAGCUGAACAGAUGAAUGGGUUUCAUCAACUAAGAAUUAUAGCAGUUAUUUGUCAAAUGUACUUUAUUUAAAAUACAUUUUUUAACUAUUUUGCUAGCUGUUAAGUAAUUCUAUUUAAGUGUGUAACCACAUUUUGAAAUAAGUGUUAAAAAAGAUAUAAGCUUUUGGUUUAUAAAUUCUGGUGUUGGCAAUUUGUA
Messenger RNA from Rana temporaria (common frog), 1753 nucleotides. RefSeq names its product leucine-rich repeat and IQ domain-containing protein 1-like. Lineage: Eukaryota; Metazoa; Chordata; Amphibia; Anura; Ranidae. Gene Ontology annotation, molecular function: protein binding. Bases 112 to 1389 code for a protein of 425 amino acids. The record is from RefSeq and is a predicted model, not a curated record. The transcript is spliced from 10 exons.